This is a messenger RNA of Daldinia vernicosa, 2871 nucleotides long. RefSeq lists its product as uncharacterized. Gene Ontology annotation, molecular function: DNA binding; DNA-binding transcription factor activity, RNA polymerase II-specific; zinc ion binding. NCBI's taxonomy places the organism in Eukaryota, Fungi, Ascomycota, Sordariomycetes, Xylariales, Hypoxylaceae. The transcript is spliced from 9 exons. Gene Ontology annotation, biological process: regulation of DNA-templated transcription; DNA-templated transcription. Bases 407 to 2479 code for a protein of 690 amino acids. The record is from RefSeq and is a predicted model, not a curated record.
GGUUAGACGUGAUUUCCCUCGAUUCAUAAAACCCCCUCCAUCGAACCGCAUCAUUCCUAAACUAGCAUAUCUCCCUUUUCCUUUCAAUGCCUAGCCUAUUUUCCAUACGGCCAAGGUAGUUCAUAGUUCACUCAUCCUGUCAUCCUAGAGAAAUUGGACCUGGACCCUUAAUCAGAACCAGCCGCUUACCCCGCUUUCAGGCUAACAUUAGAAAUCCUGAGCCCUGAGCGACAAGGUGAAAAUUAAAAAGACUGCCGUCUAAAUCUGGUCAAUCAGAAGUCGCCUCCUUGUCUGAGCAUCUCCACUGCUAGUUAACCUGGCUACUAAAACGGCUAUUCACCCAUCGACUUAUAGAUUCAAUUACCUAACAGCCCUUAGGGGUGUCGACUAGGUCCGAACCACCAUAAUGACGAUGUCCGAGGGCGAUGGUCAGAAUGGGGUCCAAAGAUUGACCACUCAGGCAUCCGUGCCUAGGAAGAAAUUUGCGAUUCCUCCCGUUAAGAAUGCCUGUCUAUCCUGUCGCGCGUCGAGGACACGAUGCAACGGCGAGCAUCCAUGCGCAAGUUGUGUAACAAAAGACCGCGAAUGUGUCUAUAAACCUAGCAGGCGAGGAGGUCCGCGCAUUCGAAAGAAGGCCAGACCACUCUCCGACUAUCAAGAUCUAGCUAUCUCGCUACCUACUCAUCAAGAAGAAAUCCCUCAAGAUGCACUUCUUCUCGAGAACUAUAUAGAUCCUGGCGCUGGCCUUAAGCCUCUGGCAGAUAUCUGGAGAGAUAGCGACGCCAUAUAUGAUAAUCUAUUCCAAGAUGCCCUGCCGACCCCAAUGCCUAAUAUUAGGAUUCCGAUGGUUAGAACCUAUGGGGGGGAUGAUCGGGCUAUAUUAAACGCCUAUUAUAUCUGGAUUCAUCCGUAUUUUCCCAUUUUACCUCCCCCCGAGACGACGCCGGGACUAGACCAGGUCUCGCCCCUAUUCGAAAACCAGAGAGACAAGUUUGAGGAGCCAUCUUCAGCUAUCAGUUUGGCUAUCUCCGCAAUCUUAGCCCUCAUCCCGUGUCCCCAGGAUCCAAACCCGCUGGAGCCCGAGUCCGUUCGUUGGAGACGCACGUAUUCGCAGUUUUUCGCAAAAGCAGCAUUAGAGAGUAUCGAAACUGAGGCGGAACGACCGGAAUCCUCUGUUUCGCCACCAAGGGCUCUAGAUGAUUCCGACGAUGAAAUUUUUAGAGAAAAGUUUCACUCACAAGUUCCUCUAGAGUUAGAAAGUAUCAUCGCUCUUGAUCUUCUCAGCGUCUACGAAUAUGCGCAGCGCGGAAACUUGAAGAAGAUGCGGGCUAGGGUUGGAGCGGCCUUAGUAGCUGCCAUGUCCCAAAUGCUCCAUAUAAACAGCGACGAGGAGGAUGAGUACUCAGAAGCACGACGUCGCACAUGGUGGAUGACGUAUAUCUGCGUCUGCCAAGGGUCAAUUGUUAGCAAUACACCUCCGACGUUCGAAGUCUUCGCUUCUAGCUUCACGGCUAAAUAUCCUAUGAUCAAGGCUGAUCCAGAUGCAUGGCCAUUAUUCAUCCAAGCUCAGCAGGCUAUUUUAGCAGCCACCCAGUUUGUUAUCGAUUUUAACAAGGCCAGAAAAGAACAAUCAGAUAUGAACCGUAUCUUCAAUCGAAUGCGAGACCUUGAACGGCUUUUAGAACCUCUGAUCACCAAAUCCGAAACGUGGAUAUUGAACUGCCCACUGACGCAGCCAGUUGAUAAGAGGGAGUCGGUCCUCUCUCAAUCGUUGCGAUGCAUUUCGCGUAUCAAGUUGAACAGUGCUCGAAUCAAAGUCCACCGUUAUUGCGCUUUCUUCGAUCUUGCCGUUUUUUCGGGGAAGCACUGCGACCUGAAGAGCACAACCGAGAAAGACGCUGUUGAUAGUCCGGAUGUUGUUCAACUUCAGUCGUGUUGUACCACUCUGAGCAGUACACCUUCUGUUCACUCGAGCCCAUCUGGCGGAUCUGUGUCGCCCACGCUCUCUAGCCGAUCCACUCCUAAUACGGACUGCUGUGGUUUCACGUACCAACCGGCACCAAUAAUGACGUUCCCGUUCAGCACCCACCAGUCGUCUAAAAUAUGCCUAAAGUCGGCCUUAAAUAUUGCACAGGCGUUCGACUCCUUACCGUACCCGAAUCCUAGCGGCUUGCUUUGCGAUACCCCUUGUUACAUAGGACCAAACUCUACGUUGAUCACACCGAGGACAAUGCCUUCGUUCGCCUGUUGCGCAAUGCAGUGUAGCUACGCAUUGCUUAUGGUUAAGGACAGAACGGAGACGAUGUAUCCAACAGCAACUGGCGAGGCCGGUCCCCUUGUCGAUAACCUUCGUGACCGCCUUCAACAAGGAUUGGUCUCCAUAUUAGUAACACUAGAGAACUAUGCAACGGCUUUCGAAGCCUUAGGCGGGAUGAGAGACCAAAUUCGCGAUAAAGUCGAUUUAGCAUUAGGAUUCUGAUACGAGUUAUGACAUUUCUUUCCCAACGGGUAAAAUUCUUGGAUAUCCAUUAGGGUUUGGGUUAUUGCUUAGGCGCACUCGUUAUAUAUAGGUUUGAAUACUUCUCCUCUCUUUGAACUAAUACCACGAACUAUCUCAAAGGCUAGGACAGAUUUAGUCAAUAUGUAUCGACACGUUCAUGGCUAAUGAUUAUAAAUUGUGGAAAUUCCAGCGGUACCUGUGAGGCUAUUUGAAUAAACACAAUUUGUGUAAAUCGAAGCGCAAAAGUGUUAUUUGUUGAAGUAGCAUUGGGCCAGUCAUCCUUUUCAAAGGUGGAAUAAAAGAGCGGGCCUCUAAGCAUAUAAAAUGCCAAUAAUUAGAUCCUACAUGAAAUCAGAGCCGUGAUGCUAUUA